AUGACGGACAAGAAAGAAGCGAUUGCGACGGAGCAGGAAGAGUUGGCUCCAAUGGAAAAGUCGUUCUGGUACAAAGAGUCUCUUACAGAGGACUUGUACUUGACAGCUGCACUCAAGACCAUUACGUUCGAGGCCAAGUCAAAAUUCCAGACCAUGCAGAUCAUUGAGACGCAUUCAUUUGGCAAGACGCUUGUGCUCGAUGGGAAGACACAAUCGGCUAAGAAUGAUGAAGCCAUUUACCAUGAGACUCUCGUCCACCCGGCAUUGCUGGCUCACCCAAACCCCAAGACUGUCUACAUUGGCGGUGGCGGUGAAUUUGCCACAGCCCGUGAGGUACUCAAGUACAAGUCGGUCGAGAAAGUUGUGAUGGUCGACAUUGACGAGUUGGUGUGCAAUAUGUGCCGUAAGGAGAUGCCCGAGUGGUCCGACGGUGCCUUUGAGGACCCGCGUCUCGAGGUGCACUACACAGACGCGCACGCCUUCCUCAAGCAAUACGACGGCACGUUCGAUGUCAUCAUUAUGGACAUUGCUGACCCCAUUGAGGCUGGUCCAGGCUACGUGCUGUACACAGAGGAAUUUUACAAGUACGCCCUUACUAAGCUCAACAAGGGCGGCUACAUGGUCACCCAGUCGGGCCCUGGCGCUGUGUACAACUGGAACGAAUGCUUCUCGUCCAUCUACUGCACCCUCAAGACCACCUUUAAUACGGUCGUGCCCUAUUCGGUGGAUAUUCCGUCGUUUGGCUGUGUCUGGGCCUUCAACAUGGCUACCAAUGUUGAGGAUGGAGACGGUGACGCCGCUGUGACGGCCAUCCGUGAGCGCAGCAUCGCUACGACCAACAACCUCGUGGAGACCCGGAUUAACAAGCCGCUCAAGUUCCUCGACGGUGUGAGUCACAUGGGCCUCUUUGGCCUGUCAAAGAUCGUACGUGAGGCCCUGGAGAAGGAGACGCGCAUCAUUACAGUGGACAAUCCUGUCUUUAUGUACUAA
Peronospora farinosa is the source of this 990-nucleotide messenger RNA. The record is from the annotation of a GenBank genome assembly. NCBI's taxonomy places the organism in Eukaryota, Oomycota, Peronosporomycetes, Peronosporales, Peronosporaceae.